This is a messenger RNA of Melanotaenia boesemani (Boeseman's rainbowfish), 2690 nucleotides long. RefSeq names its product SNW domain containing 1 (gene snw1). The record is from RefSeq and is a predicted model, not a curated record. NCBI's taxonomy places the organism in Eukaryota, Metazoa, Chordata, Actinopteri, Atheriniformes, Melanotaeniidae. Gene Ontology annotation, cellular component: spliceosomal complex. The transcript is spliced from 14 exons. Gene Ontology annotation, biological process: mRNA splicing, via spliceosome. The coding region runs from base 49 to 1668 and encodes 539 amino acids.
UGCGCACUUUACGCGCAGUUCAUCGCUAAGGAAGAAGAGGGAAGGAAAAUGUCACUCGCGAGCUUUUUGCCGGCGCCGACCCAGCUGUCACAAGACCAGCUGGAGGCAGAGGAGAGGCUCCGGGCCUUGAAAUCCUACUCCACCGCUCUGGUAUCGUCCCGCAGAGAGCCCCCUCCAUACGGACACAGAAAAGGCUGGGUGCCACGCGCUCUUGAGGACUUUGGAGAUGGAGGAGCUUUCCCAGAGAUCCAUGUGGCUCAGUUUCCUCAGGAAAUGGGCAGGAAGAAGAGGACAUCCAAUGCCCUGGCAGUGCAGGUGGAUGCAGAAGGAAAGAUUAAAUAUGAUGCCAUCGCCAGACAAGGACAGGGAAAAGAUAAGGUGGUCUUCAGUAAGUACACUGACCUGCUUCCAAAGGAAGUUCUUAAUGAAGAUGCUGCAGGACUACAGAGGCCUGACGAGGAAGCUGUACAAGAGCUGACAGAGAAGACUCGCUCUGCCCUGGAAAAACAGGUGUCUCAGAAGAUUGCUGCUGCCAUGCCUGUAAGAGCUGCAGACAAACAAGCUCCUGCACAAUACAUCAGAUACACCCCCUCCCAGCAGGGGGUGGCUUUUAAUUCAGGGGCCAAACAGAGGGUGAUCCGUAUGGUGGAAAUGCAGAAAGACCCCAUGGAACCUCCUCGUUUUAAAAUCAAUAAGAAGAUUCCUCGAGGACCACCUUCUCCCCCUGCUCCUGUCAUGCAUUCUCCAAGCAGAAAGAUGACAGUCAAGGAGCAGCAGGAGUGGAAGAUUCCUCCAUGCAUAUCCAACUGGAAGAACGCUAAGGGUUACACCAUCCCUCUUGACAAACGUCUGGCUGCUGAUGGAAGGGGUCUGCAAACCGUUCACAUUAACGAGAACUUUGCCAAACUGGCCGAGGCCCUUUAUAUUGCUGACAGAAAGGCCAGAGAGGCGGUGGAGAUGAGAGCCCAGGUGGAGAAGAAGAUGGCUCAAAAGGAGAAGGAGAAGAAAGAAGAGAAACUCAGGGAGCUGGCUCAAAUGGCUCGAGACCACAGGGCAGGAAUCAAAAGCCACGGUGACAAAGGUGGUGAGGACAGCGAAGCGAGGGAUCGUGACGUGAUCCGCCAGGACAGGAGGAAAGACAGACAGCACGAAAGAAACAUUUCCAGGGCAGCUCCUGAUAAGAGAUCGAAGCUACAGAGAGAUCAGGACAGAGACAUCAGUGAGCUCAUUGCUCUGGGGAAACCCAACCCUCGUUCCUCCAGUGAGGCUCAGUAUGACCAGCGGCUCUUCAAUCAGAACAAGGGUAUGGAUAGCGGUUUUGCUGGCGGUGAAGAUGAAACGUACAACGUGUACGACCAGCCGUUCCGCAGCGGCAGAGACAUGGCCUCCAACAUCUACAGGCCUACCAAGAACAUCGACAAGGACGCCUACGCAGAUGACUUUGACUCACUCAUGCGGAACAACAGGUUUGCUCCAGACAAAGAGUUCUCAGGCGCCGACCACGGUCAGAGGCGGGAAGGACCAGUCCAGUUUGAGAAGGAUGAAGAUCCCUUCGGUCUGGACAAGUUCUUGGAGCAAGCCAAGCAGCACGGCGGCAGCUCCAAGAGGCCAUCCACCAGCAACCGCUCCAAGGAUGACUAUCACGACAAGAAACGCAGGAAGGAGUGAGAGCAGCUGCGAGCAGAGUCUGCAUAUAACAGCUGAUGGACUAUUAGAUGAUGAGAGGGUAGUUGUAUCACCUGCUCUGUGGCUCAGUGAAAUUGUACUAUAGUUCAAUCAUAAAAACUUGAGGGAUUUUUUUUCCAGACCUUCAGUAAGACCAUGAUGAUGGAUUGUGUGAAAUUUUGUUUUAUUUGUCCCCCUUUUCUCCCUUUGUUUUUUCCACAGCUGUCACUUGGCUCUUUUAAUCUAUGCUGAAAUUCAAGUGUUGAGCCGCGUGUGAUAUAAAUGGACAAGUGGGGUUAAGAUGAUGUAAAAUCUUCAUUAGUGUGUACAGUGCAGCCGAUGAUAUUACAGAUGUGGCCUGUGAUAUUUGGCCUCUGGAAGUGUACUAUUAGGUUGUUUUUGUUUUCUUUAUACAAGUACUAUUAAAAAGUUACAAAUGAACCUCAACAGCAACUGUUAGUGUGGGAUUUGGGGGGUUUUAUUUUAACAAUUCUUAUUUUCACCUCCCAUCUUUUACUUUUCGUGAGCUUGUUUUAUUUAAACCCCUGGUGUAUUUCUUUACAUACAGUGCAUAGAAAUUGUACAUCGUUAUAAACGUACCCAGAGGAUGUAAAGCAGACCAGCUCUGUGUAUCUUGUACAUUAUUAUAAGUACAAUUAAUUUCAUAUAACGUCUAAUUGAGUGGUUAUUUUUUAAUGAGUAAACGCUUUUGUAUUUACUCAAUCUGAAUUUUGACUCGCUAGUUUUUCCAGUCCAGGAGUUGCUUAAAAAAGUUAAAUUACAGUGGAAAGUUCAUUAGUUUUGUAAUUGUAGUUGCUCAUUGUAGAUUCCCAUUACUUUAAUUAUUUCCUGACUAAUGCAGCCCAUUAAAACGGAUGAUUAAAGGCCUGAAGUGCAUUCAGAAAAGCCAUCAAUUACAAAGCCUGAGUAGUUGCACUUUUUUUUUUUUCCUAGAAAGUGGUCCUCAGAUUUCUGUGAUGAUUACACCAGAGCUGGUUUAAUUAAUUACAAUUAAUUUUGAUUUA